This is a messenger RNA of Pyrus x bretschneideri (Chinese white pear), 1209 nucleotides long. RefSeq lists its product as uncharacterized. NCBI's taxonomy places the organism in Eukaryota, Viridiplantae, Streptophyta, Magnoliopsida, Rosales, Rosaceae. The transcript is spliced from 2 exons. The record is from RefSeq and is a predicted model, not a curated record. The coding region runs from base 165 to 641 and encodes 158 amino acids.
AGUGCUGACGUGGUUGCCAACGUGGCACACCACGUGGCAAAAAUAAUAAUUUUUUAAUUAAAAAAAACCACCUGAAUCUUAAAACAAAAAAAACAAAAAAAAAAAAAAAACAAAACAAAACACCCUAGAACCCUGGGUAAACAUGGGAAUGCCUCGUAAAAGUGAUGGGGGCUCAGCCACAACCUCUGAACCCAGAACUCCCAGAUCUACAUCUUCUUCCAGCAACUCAAGGAGGGCAAAUCUGCUGCGCCCUCGAUUCCAUCCUCGUCAAGCUCGUCUACACCUUCAAAUCCCUCAACGGCGCGAUUGAUUUUCCACCAUCUUCUUCGAGAUUGAUGCCGAUUAGUGCACCCUCCUCUUCGCCAACUGCCUCCAGCUCUCAAAGUCUCCAGGGACGUCAAAUCGACGGUGCACAACCUCGAGGGGAAGACGAACGACCGUUGCAAUUACCUCUCUGCCGUCUGGGUUUUGUUCGAGCCAUGAUUUCCAACGAAAAAGGGCACGAGAAAUCUUCUAAAUUGAAACAGCCCACCGCCUUGCAGCUGCCGCAUUUGUUCUCGGAUCUUCAACCCAGUUCCCCAUUAUUUUCUUCCUCGCCUUUUGUUAGAUUCUCAUCCAAAAAAACAAAAACAAAAAAGUAAAAGGAAACUAACCUGAAGCAUCAAUCGUCUGUUUUCGUGUAUGAAUUGCAGUUGGGUUCUUAGUAUUUAUGGUUUUUAUCUAGGGGAAGUGUAAAAAAUCUCGCUGGCAGAUUGAACCCAAAAAUCUCGGUCUGCAGGGACAAAAAGAUCUUUGCUUAUGGGUUUCUUUUGUUUUGAAUUUUUAAGGUUGUUUGAUGGAUUUGAAGACCUUGGUGAGAUAGAGAUUUUAGAAAAUUUUUGUUUUGAUGGGGGUUUGUUGGAGCAACAAAAUCAAGGCUAAAAGUCUUUUCAAUACAAGUAAUGAGGAAAAAGAAGGGGUGUCGGUUCAGGGAGAAGACGGGGGUGUUGGUUUGAGGAAGAUAGCUGCUGGAAAAUAAAGGGCAGGGCACGGAUGGGGGAAGGAGAAGAGGGUAGGUGUUGCAAAUGAGAGGAGGGUGGGGGUUGGGCUCUAGGCGAGGUGGGUCAGCCAGGUCGGGAUCUGGGUUCUGGGCGAGGUCAUACGCAAGGAGUUAGGUCGCCGAGGGGGGUAGGAAGCAGGGUGAGGUAGCCGGGGGGGGGGGGGGGGGGG